UAUUCGGUGACCCCGUCCCCCGCACCGCCCCUCCCCUUUUUCUCCUUUUCACCCCCCCCUUGCAAAGUGACUCUGCCAUGGCCUCAGUGCGCUUCACGGUGACGCCCACCAAGGCGGAGGACCUCCCCGGGCUGUCCGACACGUCGCCCGACAUCAGCUCCCGCUCCGGCGCUCGCGUGCGCUUCGGCUCCAGGGAGAGCGUCAACCGGAGCGACCCGCUCAGCGAGGCCUGGGGGGGCCCGGCGACCACGGCGGGCGGGGCCCACACGCCGGACCACAGCAGCGUGGAGCAAGGCGAUGGAAACUCAAAGAUCUCCAGCGUGUACAUCAACAACACCCACGGCGGGGAUGACGACGACUUCUACGACAAGAACCUGGCCUUAUUUGAGGAGGAGAUGGACACGCGGCCGAAGGUGUCGUCUCUGCUCAACCGCCUGGCCAACUACACCAACCUGACGCAGGGGGCCCGGGAGCACGAGGAGGCCGAGAACAUCGGCGAGAAGAAGAAAGCCGGCAAGUCGCCCCAGAUGGGGACGUUCAUGGGCGUCUACCUGCCCUGCCUCCAGAACAUCUUCGGCGUCAUCCUCUUCCUGCGGCUCACCUGGGUGGUGGGAAACGCCGGCGUGCUGCAGGGCCUCUGCAUCGUCUUCAUAUGCUGCUGCUGCACGCUGUUGACGGCGAUAUCGAUGAGUGCGAUCGCCACUAACGGAGUCGUUCCAGCGGGAGGCGCCUACUUUAUGAUCAGUCGCUCUCUGGGUCCAGAGUUUGGGGGGGCGGUGGGCCUUUGCUUCUACCUGGGCACCACCUUCGCCGGAGCCAUGUACAUCCUGGGAGCCAUCGAGAUCCUGCUGAUGUACAUCGCACCCAAGGCGGCCAUCUUUGAGUCCAAGCACCCUGACGGCGAAGGGGCGGCCAUGCUGAACAACAUGCGGGUGUACGGCUCCGUCUGCCUCCUCCUGAUGUCCCUGCUGGUGUUUGUGGGCGUGAAGUACGUCAACAAACUGGCCUCCAUCUUCCUGGCCUGCGUCAUCGUCUCCAUCGUCUCCAUCUAUGUCGGCGCGCUGGUCUCCGCCUUCAAACCGCCCAGUUUCUCCGUGUGCAUGCUGGGGAAGCGGACCAUCAGCGGACACCAACUCUGUGACGGCCAGUGUUCGAAAACCUUCCUGCAGGAGAUGACGGGCCCCACGUAUAUUUGGGAGCAGUUUUGCCAGGGACCCGAAGUCAACGCCUCCUGCGACGAGUACUUCCUCUCAAACAACUUUUCCCGGAUCAACGCGAUCCCCGGUCUGGCCAGCGGGAUCAUCUCAGAGAACCUGUGGAGCUCGUACCUCAGCCGAGGGGACGUGGUGGAGAAACGCUCCCUGAGCUCCUCCCGUGACGCGCAGCCGGCCUCCAUCGAGCAGCCGUACGUGUUCGCGGACGUCACCACCUCCUUCACGCUGCUGGUGGGCAUCUUCUUCCCCUCGGUCACAGGAAUCAUGGUUGGUUUCAACUGGUCGGGCGAUCUGAAAGACGCCCAGCGUUCCAUCCCCAUCGGGACCAUCCUCGCCAUCGUCACCACCUCCAUCGUCUACCUGACCAGCGUGGUGCUGUUUGGCGCCUGCAUCGACGGGGUGGCCCUCAGGGACAAGUUUGGAGACUCUGUUAACGGGCAACUGGUGGUGGGGACUCUGGCCUGGCCGAGCCCCUGGGUCAUCGUGAUCGGCUCUUUCUUCUCCACGUGCGGCGCGGGCCUCCAGUCGCUGACCGGCGCCCCCCGACUCCUGCAGGCAAUCGCCAAGGACAACAUCAUCCCCUUCCUUCGGGUGUUUGGCCACGGGAAGGCUAACGGGGAGCCCACCUGGGCCCUGCUGCUGACGGCCCUGAUAGCAGAGCUGGGGAUCCUCAUCGCCUCCCUGGACCUAGUGGCUCCCAUCCUCACAAUGUUCUUCCUGAUGUGUUACCUGUUUGUGAACCUGGCCUGCGGCCUGCAGACUCUCCUGAGGUCUCCCAACUGGAGGCCGCGCUUUUCCUAUUACCACUGGACCUUGUCAUUUUUGGGAAUGACUAUCUGCCUGGCGCUCAUGUUCAUAUCCUCCUGGUACUACGCAAUCGCUGCCAUGGUGAUUGCCGGCAUGAUCUACAAGUACAUUGAGUACCACGGAGCGGAGAAAGAGUGGGGCGAUGGGAUCCGCGGUCUCUCGCUCAGUGCCGCCCGCUAUGCUCUCCUGAGGUUGGAGGAGGGACCGCCGCACACCAAGAACUGGAGACCCCAGGUGUUGGUCCUGCUAAAACUGGACGAGGACGCCCACGUCAAGUCUCCUCGCCUGCUGACCUUCGCCAGCCAGCUGAAGGCGGGAAAAGGCCUCACCAUCGUCGGCACGGUCGUCUCCGGCAACUUCCUGCAGAGCUACGGGGAGGCCCUCGCGGCCGAGCAGACCCUGAAGCACCUGAUGGACAAGGAGCGCGUGAAGGGCUUCUGCCAGUGCAUCGUGGCCCAGAAGCCGCGGGAGGGCAUCAGCCACAUGAUCCAGUCCAGCGGCCUGGGGGGGAUGAAGCCCAACACGGUGGUGAUGGGCUGGCCUCACGCCUGGAGGCAAAGCGAGGACCCGCAGGCCUGGAAGACCUUCAUCAACACGGUGCGCGUGACGACGGCUGCCCACCUGGCCCUGCUGGUGCCCAAAAACAUCUCGCUGUUCCCCAGCAACAGUGAGCCCUGCGCAGAGGGCUACAUCGACGUCUGGUGGAUCGUGCACGACGGGGGGAUGCUCAUGCUGCUGCCCUUCCUGCUGCGCCAGCACAAGGUGUGGCGGAAGUGUGGGAUGCGAAUCUUCACAGUGGCCCAGAUGGAGGACAACUCCAUCCAGAUGAAGAAGGACCUGGCAACCUUCCUCUACCACCUACGCAUUGAAGCCGAGGUGGAAGUGGUUGAGAUGCACGACAGUGACAUCAGCGCGUACACCUACGAAAGGACCCUGAUGAUGGAGCAGAGGUCGCAGAUGCUGCGACAGAUGCGACUGUCUAAGUCGGACCGGGAGAAAGAGGCCCAGCUGGUGAAGGACCGCAACUCCAUGCUGCGGCUGACGAGCAUCGGCUCGGACGACGACGACGACACCGACGGCGCCGAGCGAGACCGGCCGACCAGCGCGGCCGGCGGCGGCGGCGGCAGCGCCGAGCACCACCGGCGCGUUCAGAUGACCUGGACCAAAGAGAAGUCGUCGCAGCACAGAGCCAUGCACUCUGGCUGCUCCACGCCGGAGGGCUUCAGGGACAUGCUCAGCAUGCGGCCGGACCACUCCAACGUCAGGGCGGAAUGAUCACCGGCCGUCAGCUUCAACGAAUCAAUCGUCAGUAAGUCUCACGACGCUUCGGCUUCGUCUUGCUCAACAUUGCCCGGACCGCCGCGCAACACGGAGGGCGAUGAGAACUACAUGGAGUUCCUGGAGGUCCUGACCGAGGGGUUGGAGCGCGUCCUGCUGGUGAGGGGCGGAGGCAGCGAAGUCAUCACAAUCUACUCCUGAUUGGACAAAGCAGAGGACGUCGACGGCGGCGGGGCGGGGCAGAGGGUUCAUAGCCCGACACCUCCUCCUUUUCUUUCUUCACCUUCACACCUUUCUGUCAUGACAAGGGUUUCCGUUCCACCUGCGCCCAGCUACAGGAAAUGCCGACAACAAUUUCCACGAACGGGAGAAAAACAUUUGAGCGCGCGCGUGUGUGUGUGUGUGUGUGUGUGUGUGUGUGUGUGUGUGUGUGUGUGUGUGUGUGUGUGUGUGUGUGUGUGUGUGUGUGUGUGUGUGUGUGUGUGUGUGUGUGUGUGUGUGAAAGGCGGUGUGGUUGGUUGGAGAAGGACCAGUGCUUGUGUUGGUGGAGGCGAUGGUGUGUUAAAUGGCGAGCGUCCCACACGGAGCGCUCAUUCCACUGACGAGACUCAGGACUGCUUUUUGUACGGAAAGUAUUUUGGAAAAGGACGUUAAGUGCACUCGAGAGUUGGCUGAACGCCUGGAUCGUGUGUGUGUGUGUGUGUGUGUGUGUCGUGGUAGUUUUUGUUUUAUGUUUGUUCCUCCUUGAAGACACCUUGAAAGUUAUUGCAAUAUUACUUCUAAAGUAAUGCGGAAGUAAGACCGCAUCAAAGCAAGCGAGCAGCCUUUAGUUUUAAAACUGCUUUCUGGCUCAUUUAAAGAAAAUCGGUUAGUUUCUGUACCUGUUAUGUAUUUAAUUACAUCAAACAUUUUGACUUUUUUUGUUCAAAUUUGUUUAAGUUGCGACCCAACUAGUGUUCAAAUGUUCCUUUUGGUCGAAACUUGCUGCUUUCUAUCAGAAUCUGAUAUUGUACUAAAACAAAUGCUUUUUUGAAGAAAGAAAAAUAUUAUUUUUAUCUUAAAUUUGGCUAGAAUCAAAUAUAUAUAUUUUUUAAUUGAAUUCAAAAUUUAGCAAAAUGAAGGGUGAAAAUUUUGAUUAGAGGAAAAAUGAUUAAUCUAUUAACAAAGAAAUGCAUGUUUUUAACUUGCAAAUCGUUUCAAUGUCUGACAUUUUAGACUUGAGUUAAUAACGACGGUUAUAAGAUAACAAUCAUUUUGUUUUUUAUAAUAGAAAACAAAAAACGGUAAAUACUUGAAUCCAAAAAAUUUUAAUUUUUAAAGUAUAUUUUGUUCCCAUCUUUCUUGAUUUUAAAUGGUCCUCUGCACAUCUGCUACUGCGUAAGCUUAUGAAAGCAAAUACCUUCAGUCAAACACCAGCAGUGUGAUCAGCCAUGAGGUCGGCUGUUCUCUUCAGCUCCACACUAGUGAUGUCAAAAGCUCCCUGGACAACUAAGAACAUAGGCGAGUGAUGAGUAAACUCUCCCCGCGUUGGACUGCCUUCGCGUCGUCGCGUGAGGCGAAGAAAGGAGUGAAGCGGCCCUGUCGACACACUGGACCAUCGUGGAGACGAACGCGGCUCUGCAUGCUGUCAAAGAUGUCCCUGUCCCUUGGGGAGGACACUGUGUGUUCAUUUGGCACAUUGUGGUAUUUCCCAUUCCCUCUGAGGAGAAUGUGGGCUGCUUUGUGUGCCCUGGAACUCUAAAUCUCACCAUUCACCUAAACGAAACCCGCUGACGCGCUGUGUGUGUCUGAAAGUGUAUGUGUGCGCAUGUGAGCUUGUUACAACAGUAAGGAGCUGCAAACUAGAGGUGUUGCUUUUGUUCUUUUUUAUUUUUUACAGUGUUAUUGUGCAGGGAUUAUUUUAUGUUUAUAGUUUUUCCUAACUUUCUUUUUUUUUGCUUGUACAUAAAAACACAAAAGUCCCACGUUUUAUCUUUUUUUAAUUACAUUAAUAUAAAAAAGGAAUCAUAAAAAACUUUGCUUGAAAGAAAUGUGGGGAGAAAUAAAGCAAUUUUGAGAAAAAA
Gasterosteus aculeatus aculeatus (three-spined stickleback) is the source of this 5362-nucleotide messenger RNA. NCBI's taxonomy places the organism in Eukaryota, Metazoa, Chordata, Actinopteri, Perciformes, Gasterosteidae. The record is from RefSeq and is a predicted model, not a curated record.